GUUUAUUCACUGAUUGUAAGUAUCGUGGAUUCGGGGAUUCUCGUUUUCUCAUCAUAUAAACUGGUUUCAAUUUAUGAUCAAAAAUAUUUCUUCUAGUAGUUAAGAAUACGUUCAUAAGAAUAACUUUAGUGAAGUGACAAUUUCUAAUAGGUUUAUCAAAAAUAAACAAGGAUUUGCUUAUUAUUUGUUCAAAAUACUAGUAGAAGGCAUUCCAACACUUCCUAUGAUGAUCCUUUAUAUAUUGAUGAUAGUUUAUUUAUCAAAUGAAGUCGCGGCCCAAGUAGAUUUUGAUUCACCAUGUUCAGAUAUAUUUCAUUAUGAAAAUCAAACAGAAUCGAAUAGAUGGUUUGGAGUUAUAUCGAUUAGAACUCUUGAAGACCUCACAGGAGUUUGGAUUACAGUUAUAUUAGAUCGUAGAGCGGAAUUAUUGGGGAACUGGUUUGGCGAAUCAUUCACCACAGAUAACAAGGAGUUCCGUAUUACUAAUCCUAAUUAUGUCCUUGAAGCAGGUCCGCCGGUAUCUGUAAGAUUUUUCGUACAAUACUCUCUAACAGAUAGAACAAUCCCUAAAUUGGAAACUAUAAGACUGAAUGGCAAAACUAUUUGUAGCCGAAAUAGUACUGAACAUAAAAACGUUCCCACCUUGCAUUUAAGUAAACCUACCCCUACUGCAAUCCAUACAUCCAAUGGGGGUAAUAGGGAAUAUUAUACCUCAAGUACUGAUAAAGUUUAUGUUUCAACAGAGAGUACUUCAUUCUCGGGAACUAGAAGGCCUUCCGUCAAUUCAAAUGAUGAUAAUUAUAACGCCAUUACGAAACCUCAAAUAACUGGAACAGGAGCGAAUAUCGACAGGAACGAUUAUAAUAGGAAACCUCAGACUCAAAAAACAGGUGCUAAUAUUCGUGAUUCAAACAGAAAUACAAAUUCUGAUAAUUCUAAAUCAAAUCAACUAUCUACUAAGGAUGACAAUAGAGGUCACUCUAAAAAAGAAACAGAUACAAACCGUAUAAGUCAUGUUCCGUUAAAUGCAGAAGAUGAUUUUUUCCAGGGAGAUUUUCAUGUCCCCAAUGAUUCAGAUAUACAGCGGUAUAAUAACAGCAAAAAACAACAACAUCAACUUGGUGUAAGUUGUGGUAGUGUAGUUGCAAGACCGAAACCGCUCAUUUCAUUUGGCCAAGAUACAACACCAGGAGAAUGGCCAUGGCAUGCUGCCAUAUACCGUACCAAAGGAAUUCAACUAAUUUAUAUAUGCGGAGGAACGGUUAUAUCUGAAAAUCACAUUUUAACUGCGGCACAUUGUGUUACAAAAGCUCGUAGCAAAACAAGUGUUGAUCCUCAAAGUUUAUUAGUGUAUUUAGGAAAAUAUAACUUGAAAUCUUUUGGUGCCGAAACACAAGACAGAGAUGUGGAAAAUAUUCGAAUACAUCCUGAUUUCAAUUCAUCUACUUUCUACAAUGAUAUUGCUAUUCUCAAACUAUCCAGACCAAUUGAGAUAACAGACUUUGUUAGACCUGUCUGUCUAUGGGAAGGUGAUACUAAUUUGGAAUAUUUGACAAAUAAAGAAGGAACAGUAAUAGGAUGGGGAUUCAAUGAAAAAAGAGCUCUCUCAGAAAAAUUAAUGCAAGCAAAAAUGCCCAUAGUUUCGACAAUUAAGUGUAUAUAUUCAAACAGAGAAUUUUUUUCACGUUUCACCUUUGAGAAGAAUUAUUGUGCUGGUUUUAGAAAUGGUACUUCGGUGUGCAAUGGUGACUCAGGAGGAUCAAUGGUAUUUCCAAAAAGAGGAACUAGUGGUCAAAAUACUAUUUGGCAGAUUAGAGGAUUAGUGUCUGUGGGUGUAGCAUUACAAACCGAAGGAGUAUGCGAUACGUCACAAUAUAUCAUCUUUACAGAUGUUGCUAAACACUUGUCAUGGAUACGACAGAUUAUGAAUUCUAAUAAUAAAUGAUAAUAAAUAGUGUUUUAACUUUUGUGAUAAUUUUUCAAUGACUUUCUAUAUUCUUCAACUCAAUUUAUAUAGCUCCUCUAUUUGGAACACUGAUUUAAUGAUAAAAUUUGCUUUUCUCACUUCGUUUUAAGAAUGUGAGCAACCGUAUUUGGGGUAUAAAAUAGCAAACAAGAAGAAUUUUAAUAUCGACAAGUUUUAAAAUAAUUAUUGUUGAAAUAUAGAUACUAGAUACUUAAUAGUCGUUAAAUUAACUAAUCAAGACCCAAACUAUCUAUUAUCAAUGUACAUUAUAGGAUAUUUCUAUAAUAUUCUAGCAGACUUAAGGAAACUAUUGAAUUCUUAUAUCUUUUGACAGUUAGGAUAACAGUUGUAUCUGAUGUACCACAUAACCUAAUUCUAGCUGUUUUUCAAUAUUCAACCUCACUUUUACAAUAUCGCCAUAAACUCUUUUGACCUGUAUGUUUACCUAAACUUUCUGUUAUUAAUGUACUUUGUAGGACUGUAGACUAAUAUAUACUGGAAAAAGGAAUUUGGACCAUUCAAGAAUAAAGUGAUACAGUUGAAAUUUAAGAUAGGGAGAACUGCUUGUAAUUGAAAUUGUUUCAUUUGCCUCUUCCUUUACCGUUACCAUUACUCGAAACUUUAAAGUAAUGACAAUCCAAUCAGAAUAAAGCAGAGAGGUAGAGAGUGGUAUUCCGAUGUUUAUUCUUUCUUUAUCAACAGUUCGCGCGUAUUUGAAAAACAUAUACCUCUCUCAAUAUAUUCAAUAUUAAAUAUAUAAAACUGACUUGA
Messenger RNA from Diorhabda sublineata, 2737 nucleotides. RefSeq names its product transmembrane protease serine 11G-like. The transcript has 9 exons. Gene Ontology annotation, biological process: proteolysis. The record is from RefSeq and is a predicted model, not a curated record. NCBI's taxonomy places the organism in Eukaryota, Metazoa, Arthropoda, Insecta, Coleoptera, Chrysomelidae. Gene Ontology annotation, molecular function: serine-type endopeptidase activity. The coding region runs from base 224 to 1945 and encodes 573 amino acids.